This is a messenger RNA of Phialemonium atrogriseum, 1829 nucleotides long. RefSeq lists its product as uncharacterized. Gene Ontology annotation, molecular function: chitin binding. The transcript has a single exon. The record is from RefSeq and is a predicted model, not a curated record. NCBI's taxonomy places the organism in Eukaryota, Fungi, Ascomycota, Sordariomycetes, Cephalothecales, Cephalothecaceae. Bases 107 to 1663 code for a protein of 518 amino acids.
AUUGAGAAGUCCAUUGCCUCCCUCCGUGAAGCUCUGUCACCCAAUCGACGCGGCACAGCCCUGACACCGGAUCCCAGCCCCCAAUCGCAGCUUCCAGUCCGCCGCCAUGAGCCUCACGUACUUUGUCAGGGCAUCUGUUGCCUUGGCACUCACUCUCGCGGUACUCGUCCGGUCCGCCACGGCCGCGGCGGCCGUGUGCCAAUACACCAUGCCGGCCGAGAAAGGAGAUACCUGCAAUUCCUUUACGACACGCUGGGGCAUCCCUCUCGAUGUAUUCCUGCGCAACAACCCGGCCCUGUCAAACUGCGUGCUAAGCGCUGGCCAGGAGUAUUGUGUUGACCUGAUCGAUACAUACUCCCUUCCCCCCAAUACCCCCACCGCUACCGCCAGCGCCCCUGUCGGGAUACCAACGGCGUCGGGCCCAAUUAGUGAGGAUGGCCGUUGUGGGCCGGACGGUGGAAACCAGGUGUGCCCAGACUCGGAAUACGGGGACUGCUGCUCGGAUGAAGGGUGGUGCGGAAGCGCGUCAGACCACUGCGGAACCGGUUGCCUCGCUGGCUUUGGUUUCUGUUACGGGGGGCCGGGAGCGGGCAUUACUGUCACCAAGACUGCGACUGAGACUAGGACUGCGACUCAGACUAAGACUGCGACCGAGACCAAGACUGCGACUGUUACGUCUACCCGCCCUCCGCCUUCAUCGACUCUGACACAGACGGCUUAUAUCUACACCACGGUCACGAUCGAGACGACAGACAUAGAGACCACCUUUUCAACAUCCACCAUCCCCAAGACGACAAGCAUCAGCGUCACUGUCACGAGGACCGCGACCAAUACGAUCACCGCAACCUCGACGAACGUGGUCAACAGCACCAGGAUAUCAACCUCCGUCUCGACCGUGCCGACCACAGUCGUGCAAACCAAGACUGCGACAAGCACAGUCGUUGUGACUUCAACGGGCGUCGUCAACACCACCUCGACGUUUACCCUGACUUCGACAACGGGUGUCUCCAACCGGACCUGCGUAACCACCUCGGUUGAGAUUUUCCCCAGCACGGUCGUCAUGACGCAAACGAGCACAGUACUGGAAACCUCGGUCGUCACAAACGUGAUCGACCGCACCGUGACUGCCACGUCCGUCACGACCGUGCCAAGCACCGUCGUCCAGACCAGAACAACGGUGACGACAUCCACGGCCGUGAAGACAAGCACCUCGGUCGCGACCAGCACCGCCCUCGCAACAUCGACGACGGUGCUGACCAAGACGUCGGACGUCUUCGUCACGGAGACAGCCACCGCAACAGCCACAGCCACAACCACGUCCGACGUGUUCGUCACCCGGACAACCACGUCAGACGUCCUCGUCACCCACACGACCACAUCCGACGUCCUGGUCACGCGCACCACCACGUCCGACGUGCUCGUCACCCACACCACCACGUCCAACGUGCUCGUCACGCGCACCACCACGUCCAGCGUCCGCGUCACCUCGACGGCCGAGGUGCUCGUCACGCGCACCACGACGAUAACCUCGGUCGAGACGCAAGCCGCCCCGACCACGACGAGCGCAGCUGCGCCACCGCCGCCGCCGCCGCCGGCUUCGACGAGUGUUGCGGAGCCGACUUCGACGAGCGUCGCUGCCCCGUCCGAAACAGCGGCCCCGUAGGUGGAGUUUUGAAGGUUGAUGGAUGAUGGUGAGACUUGGGGGGGGGGAGAGGGAUUUCGGGUUCGCUUGGGCAUGCAGGACCGAAUGCGGCCAGGCGUUUUCGUUUUUGAUGUUCCAAGGUAGUCUCUCCAUGUACCAUUGUUUCAAGACGGAGCUCUGGGAUUCG